GCUUUUACUGUACCAGUACAUUUCAUAAGUGUUGCCUCGUAUGUUAUCGUUUUAAUACGUCCCCAUGGAUCAAUAAAAUUUUUAUAACAAGGUGCAUCGAAUAAAAAGAGUUUAAGUAAUAUUUCGUCAUCGAUAACGAAUUCGUAUCGUUGAGUGUAAAAAUUGUUUAAAGUGCCUGUAAGAAUACAUACUGAUUCGAUAGUUCGGUGAUAACUAUUUUUUCAGUUCUAAUAGAUUUAAAAAAGAAAAAAAGUAAAAAAAAAAUCGCAAGAUAAACAAUCGCCAAGGAAGCGACGAUCCCGAAUGAAUCCUGUUAUGUUUUGACGAAACGCUUGCAGAACGUGAAGUAUGAAUCCAUCUGAAUCACAGCAGGAUCUUCUUAGCAAUGAAGCCAGAGCACCCUCCGUACAAUCGCUAAAUCCACCGCCUGAUUAUGUUCUCGGACCCGUCGAAAAGCACUUUCUAUUGAGUGCGGAAAGAGGUGAUUGUGCAACUGUCAAAAGGUUAUUAGAAGAAAAUAAGGAUAAUCCAGAUAUUUUGAAUAUAAAUUGUGUGGAUCCAUUAAAUCGAUCAGCUUUAAUAGCAGCCAUCGAAAAUGAAAAUAUUGAGCUUAUUAAAUUGCUCCUGGAAUUAGGAAUACAAGUGAAGGAUGCACUUUUACACGCCAUCAAAGAAGAAUAUGUGGAAGCCGUGGAGAUUUUAUUAGAAUGGGAAGAAAAAAUCCAUGUUGUAGGCCAACCUUACAGUUGGGAAGCCGUAGAUAGAUCUUCAUCUAAUUUCACUCCUGACAUAACUCCGCUAGUAUUGGCAGCACAUAAAAAUAAUUAUGAAAUUCUGAAAAUACUUUUGGAUCGAGGAGCGACACUUCCUACACCUCACGAUGCCAGAUGUGGCUGUGACGAGUGCGUUAUUUCGAGCGAGGAAGACUCUCUUCGGCAUUCACAAUCUCGUAUAAACGCAUACAGAGCCUUAACAUCACCGUCUCUUAUCGCUCUAUCUUCGAGAGAUCCUCUUUUAACGGCUUUUGAACUUUCAUGGGAAUUACGUCGUCUCAGUCGAAUGGAACAAGAAUUCCGAUUUGAGUAUAAUGAAAUGCGAGAGCAAACGCAACAUUUUGCAACUGCAUUAUUGGAUCAUGCACGUACGUCAUACGAAUUAGAGAUUAUGCUUAACUAUAAUCCUACUGGAGAUAAUUGGGAACCCGGAGAACGACAAACUUUAGAAAGACUAAAACUAGCUAUAAAAUAUAAGCAAAAGCAGUUCGUAGCUCAUCCGAACGUACAACAAUUAUUAGCAGCUAUUUGGUACGAUGGUCUACCUGGUUUCAGAAGAAAAAGUAUGAUCGGUCAACUAAUCGAAGUUGGAAAACUCGGUGCUAUGUUUCCUGUGUAUAGUACAAUUUAUAUGAUCUCUCCUACUUCACAAAUGGGUUUGUUUAUGAAAAAACCAUUUGUUAAGUUUAUUUGUCAUUCUUCAUCUUACGCUUUUUUUCUCAUGUUACUCGGAAUGGCAUCUCAACGGAUUGAAUAUUUGGUUAUUGAAUUAUUUGGUAAUGUAUGGAUGCGAGAAAUACUUGCUGGAUGGAAGAGACGAGAGCGAGGUUGCAUUCCGGGUUUUGUUGAAUCUGGCGUUAUUAUCUACGUAAUAAGUUUAGUGAUCGGAGAAAUAAGAUCAUUAUGGUCAGACGGAUUAAUCGAGUAUGUAUCAGAUUUAUGGAAUAUAGUGGACUUUAUACAAAAUACGUUCUACGUUAUAUGGAUAGGUAUGAGAAUGACUGCUUGGUUUAUAGUACAGAGGGAAUAUUGGAGUGGAGAGGAUCCUUGGUAUCCAAGGGAUAAAUGGCAUGCCUUCGAUCCUAUGCUUCUCUCGGAAGGAGCCUUUGCCGCUGGAAUGAUAUUUAGUUUCUUGAAACUCGUUCACAUAUUCAGUGUAAAUCCACAUCUCGGACCUUUACAGAUUUCUUUAGGUAGAAUGAUAAUAGAUAUUAUUAAAUUUUUCUUUAUUUAUACUCUCGUUCUAUUCGCUUUUGGCUGUGGUAUGAAUCAGUUAAUGUGGUAUUAUGCUGACUUGGAAAAGAUGAAAUGUUAUCAUAUGCCUAACGGAUUGCCGGAUUUUGAUAAUCAAGAAAAAGCUUGCUCGAUAUGGCGAAGAUUUGCUAACCUUUUUGAAACCUCACAGUCACUAUUUUGGGCAAGUUUUGGUAUGGUAGAUUUGAUGUCUUUCGAUCUAACCGGAAUAAAAAGUUUUACAAGAUUCUGGGCUCUGCUUAUGUUUGGAUCAUAUUCGGUCAUCAACGUUAUUGUAUUACUCAAUAUGUUAAUUGCUAUGAUGUCUAAUUCCUAUCAGAUCAUUUCGGAAAGGGCUGAUACAGAGUGGAAAUUUGCACGAAGUCAUCUUUGGAUGAGUUACUUUGAAGAUGGUGACACUGUGCCACCACCGUUUAAUAUGGUUCCAACGAGUAAAACUUUUGACAAGAUUCUUAAAUGUGGCAAAACUUCACGACCUACACGGUCGUUGAUCAAAAAAUCUCGAGAGAAAGCAAUGAUCAGGCAUGACACCGUAAUGCGAUUACUUAUUCGUCGUUACGUGACAGCGGAACAAAGAAAACGUGAUGAAUUUGGUAUUACGGAAGACGAUGUCAUGGAAAUUCGACAAGACAUUUCGACAUUACGAUAUGAAUUAAUCGACAUUCUCCGUCAGAAUGGAAUGCGAACACCGACUAUUGAUAAACAGGACGCUGCAUUAUCUGGUAAAAAGGGUCGAGUAAUGGAACGUCGCUUGCAAAAGGAUUUCCAGAUUGGUAUAGUAGAAGGCAUCGUGAAUGCAGUUAUACAAGCAAAUGAAAAAGAACCGAAAGACGUGUUCAGUCAAAUUGCUAAAGCGAUCGGACGUAAAGGUAGCGGUAGUAAAAAGAAAGAUUGGAAUGCCGUUGUCCGACAGAACACGUUUGCUAAAGAUCCAAUAGGAAGUUCGAAUGAGGCAUUCGCAAAGCAAACGAGACGGAGUAUUCGUAGAAGUAUGCGGGGUCAAGCAAAUUCCGAUUUAGCCUCUCUUGAUCCUAAUCGUUUGCUCGAAUAUAAUCCAAAUCUAUCCGAAGUGACGCCUACGACGAGAAUCGCUUAUGCCAAAUUCAUGAUGAAACGAAUUAAGCAGAUUGAUGAAGUUGAAGAUAAGGAAGGAACUGAAGCAGGAGAAGGAGAAGGAGCAGGAGAAGGGAAGAAUGCAACUUCCUCUCAAAGAUCAAGUGUGAAGGUAAAAAUGUGCGAAGGUGAACGUCCAAAGUUAAUUUUGUCAGAGUCUCUGAAGAAAGGAAUAUUAAAAUCAAUGAGCGCUGGAAGUAUCGAUAAACAGGGUGAUAAGUUAACACCAGAUGGAAAGCCUGCAGAACUUAGAACUCCAUCGCCAAUACCUGAAGAUCCGAGAGAGGAUGAUGUCAGCAAGAUAUCAGAUGAGGCACAAACCUCAGCAAGUAAAUCUGGCAAAGCUGAUGAAGGUAAGGUAACCCAAGAGCCAGCCAAGGAUCAAAAUGUAGAUGAUGGAAAAAAGAAAGAAGAAGAAGAAAAGAAGAAAGAAGAGGAAGAGAAAAAGAAGAAAGAGGAGGAAGAGAAAAAGAAGAAAGAGGAGGAAGAGAAAAAGAAGAAAGAGGAGGAAGAGAAAAAGAAAAAAGAAGAGGAAGAGAAAAAGAAGAAAGGGGGAACAGAUAAAGAAGUACCAAAGACUUCAAAGCAGCAAGAAGAUAAUGUUCCAGUGGCUACAACAAAAUUACGUGGAAAGUCUAAAGCGACCGGUCAAAUUAUGGGCGGUUGGAUUUAAACGUUUUCUUAAUUGAUUUUCUAAGAAAUUGAUAACAUAAACAUACCGAUAUCUUUAACUUUCGAAUGAUUACUGAUAGUCAUAUAUCUUUCGAAUUAUCAAUGACAUUAAUUCAUACAUAUAUGAAUCGUUAUAACAGGCACAUUCAAAGCAUAUUUCAUUUGUAGAUAACAUCCAGGUUAUUUUGGUAAAAACAGAGAUGUGUUUACAACGCUCUUCUCUCUAACUUAUUAUAUUAAAUUACGCUUUUCACGCUGUAUUUACGUCACAUUUUGAUCAUUUAGAGAUAUUGUAAGAUUAAAAAUUAUAUAAAUCCUCUAACCAUAAUUAAUUUUUUGAAAUCAUAUUUAUUGUAUAACACAUUGUGUACGUAAUAACAUUCAUUUUUAACACUAA
Vespa crabro (European hornet) is the source of this 4209-nucleotide messenger RNA. It is a transcript of the gene trp, whose product is annotated as transient receptor potential protein-like. Gene Ontology annotation, biological process: calcium ion transmembrane transport; manganese ion transport; regulation of cytosolic calcium ion concentration. The transcript has 16 exons. NCBI's taxonomy places the organism in Eukaryota, Metazoa, Arthropoda, Insecta, Hymenoptera, Vespidae. Gene Ontology annotation, molecular function: inositol 1,4,5 trisphosphate binding; store-operated calcium channel activity; protein binding. Gene Ontology annotation, cellular component: membrane; cation channel complex. The coding region runs from base 349 to 3813 and encodes 1154 amino acids. The record is from RefSeq and is a predicted model, not a curated record.